AUGCAGAUUUUCUUGAAUUGUGGCUUGAGUGGCACUCAAUUAGUCAGUGUUGACUCAAGAACCAGUAUAGCUGAUCUUAAACUUCGCAUUUAUGAAGUUACUGGAAUUCCUACAGAUCUUCAACAACUGAAUUUUGGCUUUAUAUCAUCUCUGAAUGAUGAUGAGCUAAUAUUGGAGUCAGGUUUGACGAACUUAUCUACAGUCUUUGUAACUAUGCCACUACUUGGUGGUGCAAAGAAGAAGAAGAAGAAUUUCGCAAAACCAAAGAAGAUUAAACAUAAGAAAAAGAAAGUGAAGUUGGCUGUAUUGAAAUAUUACAAAGUCGAUGGAAAUAAGGUUGUGAAACUAAGGCGUGAAUGCCCAGCUGAGACAUGUGGUGCAGGGGUAUUUAUGGCUCAGCAUUUUAAUAGGAUAACCUGUGGACGCUGCAGUCUUACAUAUUUCCCAACAAAGGGUGAUAAUUUGGCCAAUUAG
Molecule: messenger RNA, 474 nt
Organism: Cryptosporidium muris RN66
Lineage: Eukaryota; Apicomplexa; Conoidasida; Eucoccidiorida; Cryptosporidiidae
Product: 40S ribosomal protein S27a, putative
Exons: 1
Coding region: 1-474 (157 amino acids)
Biological process (GO): translation
Cellular component (GO): ribosome
Molecular function (GO): structural constituent of ribosome; protein binding
Source: RefSeq, a predicted model, not a curated record